Messenger RNA from Pecten maximus, 1707 nucleotides. RefSeq names its product 26S proteasome non-ATPase regulatory subunit 7-like. The record is from RefSeq and is a predicted model, not a curated record. Gene Ontology annotation, biological process: proteasome-mediated ubiquitin-dependent protein catabolic process. The transcript has 5 exons. Gene Ontology annotation, cellular component: proteasome regulatory particle; proteasome complex. The coding region runs from base 68 to 1102 and encodes 344 amino acids. NCBI's taxonomy places the organism in Eukaryota, Metazoa, Mollusca, Bivalvia, Pectinida, Pectinidae. Gene Ontology annotation, molecular function: protein binding; metallopeptidase activity.
AGCACGCCUUACGCCAUUGUCGGAAAGUUGAAGAGUCAUCGACAGUGAAUUACAACGCCGGUUACAAAUGAAAAAGGCAACUUUACCUACCGCAAUGCCGCCUGCAGAUCCAACAAAGAUAUCAAAGGUGGUUGUCCACCCGCUGGUCCUUCUAAGCGUGGUAGACCACUUUAAUCGGAUGGGGAAAGUUGGAAAUGUGAAACGAGUAGUUGGUGUUCUUCUUGGUUCAAAUAGACAAGGAGUUCUUGACGUUUCAAAUAGUUUUGCAGUGCCAUUUGAUGAAGAUGACAAAGACAAGAGUGUAUGGUUCCUGGAUCACGACUACUUAGAGAGCAUGUAUGGCAUGUUCAAGAAAGUCAAUGCACGAGAGAAGGUUGUUGGAUGGUACCACACUGGCCCAAAACUUCACCAGAAUGAUGUAGCUAUCAAUGAGCUGGUCAGGAGAUACUGUCCAAACUCUGUUCUCGUUGUAAUUGAUGCUAAGCCUAAGGAUCUUGGUCUGCCAACAGAGGCAUAUAUAUCAGUGGAGGAGGUUCAUGAUGAUGGUACUCCAACAUCUAAGACAUUUGAUCAUGUGCCAAGUGAGAUUGGAGCUGAGGAGGCAGAAGAAGUGGGAGUGGAACAUCUACUCAGGGAUAUUAAAGACACAACAGUGGGCUCUCUGUCACAAAGGAUCACGAACCAGCUGAUGGGUCUGAAGGGUUUACAUUCCCACAUCACCGACAUAAACAGUUACCUACAGAAAGUCACAUCACAACAGUUACCAGUAAACCACCAGAUCAUAUACCAGCUUCAGGAUGUGUUCAACCUACUCCCCGACGUCAACCUCCAAGACUUUGUUAAAUCUGUGUAUGUGAAAACCAAUGAUCAGAUGUUGGUCGUGUAUUUGGCCUCCCUUAUUAGAUCGGUGAUCGCCUUACAUAAUCUCAUAGGAAACAAAUUACAAAACCGUGAGGCAGAGAAAAGUGAGGUUAAGGACUUGAGUAAGGAGAAGAAAGAGAAAAAGGAAAAGGAAGAAAAAGAGAAGGACUCUGAUAAGAAAGAUUCUGAUAAGAGUAAGACGGAUGACAAGAAAGACACUAAGAGUAAAAGUGGAAAGUGAAAGUUGUAAACUUAAGUUAAAAAGAGUGAUAUGUCAUAGUGCUAUUUCAUCAUAAAUAGUGCUCUUUUACUAUGAGGAAAGACGCAGUGGAGCUACAUAUUAGCCAGAUACAAUAGACUUCUGUCUACUUAAAAUAUUUGGCAAUAAGCAUUUAAAAUCACUCCUGGUAUGUGACGUGGCCCUGUGUCUUAGAUGUGUUGAAGUCCUACAAAUGGUUGUUGGGAUGAUCUCUUGUUUUCUCAAAAGAGAAGAAGAGAAGCUCUUAUGGAAUAGUACAUCAUUUUAGUUUGAAAUUUGAAAAAAAAAAGAGAAAACUGCUUUACUUGAAUCUUUUUGAAAAAAGUUUCUUAGCCCAAUUCAGAAUUGACACAUAGCUAAAAAGGAAAUGAUUGAUACCUUAAAGAAUUGCAUUCAGCAGGUUUAUAGAAAGGAUGGUUUAUAGAAAGGAUGUUAUCAGUUGAAGAUUACUUGCAGUUUCCAUGUGGUUACAUUGGCCCACACAAUAAACAGCUGCACCAGCACACCAGAUUAUCAUCCAUAUGAUUGUAUUAUAUAUAUUUCUGUUAAUAAUAAACAUCAUUGAAUAAAUAUGACAUUGUACAUUU